GAGAAUCUAAAUGAAUGAAAAGAAAAAAAAGAUAAACAAAAACAAAACAAAAAAAAAGAUUGGGUUUGAAAAUAGACUCUACCAGAUUUUUUUGUUUUGUUUAUAUAAACACAUUGGUUUAUCAGUGAAAAAAGUUUGAUUUGUUUGGUUUUUUGGUUUGAUCCAUUUUUUGUGAUCCAACACGCACUUAUCGAAUGAAUCAAGAAUCGAAUGUUUUUUGAGUGAUAAUUUCUGGGAAAAUUUCUUGGAAAUUUACUUCAUUUUUUUUUCUUUGUUUAUGUUUUUUUUUGUUUCAAAAAAAUCAAAGAUUUUUCAUCAAAUUUUGGGCAGCUUGAUCUUUGAUUCAAUUCAAUUUUAAAAAUAUGAUUCAUCAGCCACAAUCAUCAUCAUCAUCAUCAACUAAUGGACCACAACAACAACCACCACCAUUACCACCAAAUCGUCAUUCAAUACCAUAUCUAGGACAAUUACGUAAUAAUUCAAAUGGAUCGAAUGGAUCAUUUAAUGAAUUAACAACAACAUCUAUUGAUUUGUUACAAUCACCAACAUCACAACAACAACAAUCAUCAAUAAUGAUGAUGAUGAUGAUGAAUGAAAAUAAUAAUAAUAAUAAUAAUAAUUCGAAUUUAAAUAAUAAAAAUAUUGAUGAACCGAUAAUGAAUGGAUCAAUGAAUGGAAUGAUAAAAUUAUCAUCAAAUGAAUCAUCAUCAUUCGAUCAUGUAGAUAAUAAAGAUCAAGAAAUUAAAUUGCUGGAACAACAACCAACAACAAGUGUUAAUAAUAACCAUGGUGAUGAUAAUGAUGAUGAUAAUAAUAUUCCUGUUGUUUAUGGUGAACUUGUGAUUUUAGGAUAUAAUGGUUGUUUACCACAAGGUGAAAAAGGCCGUAGACGUAGUAAAUAUCAAUUACAAAGACGUUCACGUGCAAAUGGUAUAAAAAAAUCUAAACAUUAUACAGUUAAACAACCACAAACAUCAAAAGCAAUACAGGAUAAAGAACAACAUUCAAUAUCGUUUACAUUAUCACGAUCACAGGCAAUUAUUGUUGAAUAUCAACAUGAUGAUGAUACCGAUAUGUUUCAGAUUGGAAGAUCAUCCGAAAGUCCAAUCGAUUUUGUUGUUAUCGAUACAUUGAUGUUUGAACAACAACAACAACAAAUGCAGCUACAACAACAACAAUUACAAAAUCGUUGUUUACAAUCUGUACAGAAUGGUAAUAUUAUGUCAUCAUCAUCAUCGGCAUCAUCCGGAUCAUCAUUAUUACAACCGUCGAUAAAAGUUGCACAACAAAGUACAAUAUCAAGAUUUGCAUGUCGUAUUUUGGUUGAUCGACGACCACCAUAUUGUGCACGUAUUUAUGCCGCUGGAUUUGAUUCAAGUAAAAAUAUUUUUCUUGGUGAAAAAGCAACCAAAUGGCAAACAAAUGGUGAAAUUGAUGGCCUUACAACUAAUGGUAUAUUGAUUAUGCAUCCAAAACAAUCAUUUUUAGAUAAUAAAUGGAAUAAUAAUAAUUGUCAAAAUGAUAAUGAUGAUGAUUUGGAACAAAAAUCAUUACGUUAUAACGGUGGUAAUAGUAGUGGUGCUGUAUGGCGUGAAGUAUCAGUUUGUGGUGAAAUAUAUUCAGUACGGGAAACAAGAUCAGCAUCACAAAAAGGUAUUCGUAUCGAACAAGAAACAAAUGUUUUACAAGAUGGUACAUUAAUUGAUUUAUGUGGUGCAACAUUAAUGUGGCGUUCAUCCGAUGGUCUUUAUCGAUCACCAACAAAACGUUUAUUAGAAGAAAUGAUUGAUCAAUUAAAUGCAUCUAGGCCACAAUGUCCAGUUGGUUUGAAUACGCUGGUUAUACCACGUAAAUCAAUAUCAUUAGGUUCAGCUGAUGAUAAACAACCAUAUGUUUAUCUUAAAUGUGGUCAUGUACAAGGACUGCAUGAUUGGGGCCAAAAUAAACAUUCAAAUUCACGUACAUGUCCAAUGUGUUUCAAAUCAGGACCAAUUGUUCGAUUAACAAUGGGUAUUGAACCAUCAUUUUGUACUAGUUCAUUGAUGCCAAAUUUUGCAUUCAAUCCAUGUGGUCAUAUGGCAUCUGAAUCAACUGUAAAAUAUUGGUCAAAAGUAUUAAUACCACAUGGUACAAAUGGUUUUCAUGCAAUGUGUCCAUUCUGUGCACAACCAUUACAACAAGCUGAAUUAGGUUUUGUUAAAUUAAUAUUUCAAUGAAUCAACCAAUAAUGUGUGAUGGUCAAUUUUCAAUGUAAAAAAAAACAAAACAAGAAAAUUUUUCUUAGCU
Dermatophagoides pteronyssinus (European house dust mite) is the source of this 2286-nucleotide messenger RNA. RefSeq names its product E3 ubiquitin-protein ligase pellino (gene Pli). The record is from RefSeq and is a predicted model, not a curated record. Gene Ontology annotation, biological process: regulation of Toll signaling pathway; protein polyubiquitination. Gene Ontology annotation, molecular function: protein binding; ubiquitin protein ligase activity. Lineage: Eukaryota; Metazoa; Arthropoda; Arachnida; Sarcoptiformes; Pyroglyphidae.